AUGAUUCAAGACACAUCUGCGUCUAACAUAGAUACACAUAGUUUUGUUGAUGAUGAUGAUGGUGGUGAUGAUGAAGACAAAUCAAGUAAUAAUAUAGAGGAUAUUUCAGAAGCACAUUUGUCGCAAGACAAAGAAGCUUCAAACAGUGAAAUAAGUAAUAUUGAAUUAGAAGGAAAUGACAAUUUUGACACAAAGUCAAAUAGCAGCUCAUAUAAAGUGUAUAAGAAGAGAAGAAGACACAAGGAACAGUUGGCGAACCGAUUCACCUCCAGGAUGGUGCGGGAGACGAACGAAUAUAUUGUUAUCAAGUUAACCAAGGAAGAGGUUAUAGCGGAGAUGAAGGGCAAUUUAACGUCACAGAGAUACUCAAUGGCGCCGUACAAGUGUGAGAAGUGUGCGAAAGGAUUCAAUUUUGACGAUGUUCUACAGAGUCAUAUGGAGAAACAUUCGCAAAAAAACGGACCAUUCCAAUGCGAGAUGUGUUCCCAAUACUGUCCCAGCGCUGUGUCCCUGCGAGGUCACAUCAAGUCACACACCACCAGGUAUAAAUGUAGAAUAUGUAAAAUAGUACGGAACUCGAGACAACAUAUCCUGGAGCAUCAUUCGCUGGAACACACGGAUGGAACCACCGACUAUAAAUGUACCCACUGCACCUUCACGUCUAAGAAGCGCACCGUGAUGCAGCGACACGUCAGGGUUCACGUGAACAGCGUGACACACCCGUGUCACCGGUGCGGGAAGCUCUUCCGGAGCAGGGAGACACUUCGCGUGCACACCUCGCGGCAUGAUGACGCGAGCCGCUACAAGUGCUCGCAAUGCGCCCGCAAUUUCGUGUACAACUCCAGCCUGCACCGGCACGUGCAACGCGUGCACGAGAGAAACGAGUUCUACUGCGUCGAGUGUGACGUCACCUUUACCUCCAUGAUUUAA
Messenger RNA from Leptidea sinapis, 930 nucleotides. Its product is annotated as zinc finger protein 528-like. Gene Ontology annotation, cellular component: nucleus. The record is from RefSeq and is a predicted model, not a curated record. The coding region runs from base 1 to 930 and encodes 309 amino acids. NCBI's taxonomy places the organism in Eukaryota, Metazoa, Arthropoda, Insecta, Lepidoptera, Pieridae. Gene Ontology annotation, biological process: regulation of transcription by RNA polymerase II. The transcript has 9 exons. Gene Ontology annotation, molecular function: DNA-binding transcription factor activity, RNA polymerase II-specific; RNA polymerase II transcription regulatory region sequence-specific DNA binding.